CUCAAUUAUUCAGUCUCAAGAAUGUCCAAACUUUCCCCUAGCAAAUGAUCAGCAAUCCUCUUUGGCUCUUGCACUAUAAAUACAACUGCUAAGGUCCUUCAGCUCUCUCACCUCAGCAUUUGGUCUUUAGGACUCUCUUCACUCUGCCUUAGUAGAAUUCAACGUAAUGUGGCCCAUGAGCACAAGUCCUAUGGACUUUCUCAAGCUCCUCUGCUUUCUCACAUUUGUUUCUCUAGGAGUCGUUGCAACACAUGCAGAUCUUGAUGGUUAUUGGAAAUCCAAGCUUCCAAACACUCCUAUGCCCAAAGCUGUUAGAGAACUCGUACACAAUGGGAAAACCUCUGGAAGUGGCAGUUUCAGCAAAUUACCAGAUUCAAAAUUUCAAAUAUAUAAUGCCAGAGCUCAAGUGAACGGCCAUGGUAGCAGCUUCAGCAAACUACCAGAUUCAAGGUUUCAAAUAUAUAGUAGAAAAUCACAAGUGAACGGCCAUGGUUUCAGCUUCAGCACUCUACCAGAUUCAAGGUUUCAAAUAUAUAGUAGAAAAUCACAAGUGAACGGCCAUGGUUUCAGCUUCAGCACUCUACCAGAUUCAAGGUUUCAAAUAUAUAAUAGAAAAUCACAAGUGAACGGCCAUGGUUUCAGCUUCAGCAAAUUACCAGAUUCAAAAUUUCAAAUAUAUAAUAGAAAAUCUCAAUUGAACAGCCAUGGUAUCAGUUUCAGCAAACUACCAGACUCAAAAUUUCAAAUAUAUAACAGGAAAUCUCAGGUGAAUAGCCAUGGUACAAAUCCAACUAAAGAUCAACUCUACAAUGACAAAAACAUUACAAUUUUCUUCCUUGGAAAGGAUUUGCACCGCGGCUCAAGCAUGAAUCUGGAGUUUGUUGAGUCGCUAAAGAUUACUACACUAUUCCUGCCAAGACAAGUUGCUGAUUCCGUUCCCUUUUCCUCCAAAUCUGUUCCUGAGAUUUUGAACAAAUUCUCACUGAAGCCACAAUCAGAAGAAGCCGAAACUAUUAAGAAAACAAUUGCAGAGUGCGAGAUGCCUGGAACAAAAGGGGAAGACAAGUACUGUGCGACUUCACUCGAGUCAAUGAUUGAUUUCACUACUUCCAAGCUGGGGAAAGAUGUUCGAGCAGUUUCAACUGAAGCAGAAAAAAUAGAUACCAAAAUCCGAAAAUAUACUAUUAAGGAUGUUGCCAAGUUGAACACGGCUGCUAAAGUCGUUUCUUGCCAUAAGGAAAAGUAUCCAUACGCAGUAUUUUACUGCCACACAUCGCAGAGUAAUGCAUAUAUGACUAAUUUGGUUGCUGCUGAAGAUGAAGCUAAAGCUAAAGCUGUGGCUGUUUGCCACAAGGAUACAUCACAAUGGGACCCAGAGCAUUUGGCCUUUCAGUUGCUAAAGGUGAAGCCAGGAACUGCUCCAAUCUGCCAUUUCCUUCCUGAGGAUCACAUCAUUUGGGUUCCAAAGUAAAAAAUAUUCUGCAACAAUAUUGCCGGCAUCCCCUGUCCGGGAGUGUAUCAAUAUUUGUCAAUUUAACAUGGCAUUUAUGUUUGCUGCAGUGUGGGAGUUCCAAUCACAUGCUCCUUUUUUUUUUUUUUUUGGUUGUUUCAGUCGCAUGUUCUUCCCAUGAUUAAAUGAAACCUUGUUUAGUUUCGACUCUAAUGGUUGUACUAUGUCGAUGUAAUAUCACCCAGAUGGAAUGGUGUCUGGGUAAGUAUUAUUAAUGGUUCAAUUAUCUGUGGGCUGUUUUUCCA
Messenger RNA from Coffea arabica (coffee), 1755 nucleotides. The record is from RefSeq and is a predicted model, not a curated record. Lineage: Eukaryota; Viridiplantae; Streptophyta; Magnoliopsida; Gentianales; Rubiaceae.